AUGUCUUUACCAUAUAGCAAAAAAGAUUCUUUUGAAAUUGCUUUAAAAGGUCGAUUUAUUAAAAUAUUUGAUUAUAACACAUUUGAAAAUAUUGCAAAAAUCGAAAAAGGAGGAUUUGGUACAGUUUAUCGUGCUAAUACGACAAAUUUAAAAAAAGAUGUCGCAUUAAAAAGUUUACAUGAAAAUAUAAAUGACGAAUUAUUUUAUGAAAAAUUUGUAAGAGAGUUAACAAAUAUCACGGCUGUAAAUUAUCAUGACAAUAUUAUUAAUUUUUAUGGAAUCAGUAAAAAUCUUUCAACGGAGACGUACUACCUAGUGUUUCAAUAUGCUAAAGAUGGUAACUUGAGGACUUAUUUACGAAAUAUUUUCGUAAGUCUUGAUUGGACGAUUAAAAUUAAAAUGGCUAAAGAUAUUGCAAGUGGUCUACAUUGUAUUCAUGAAGAAAAUAUAAUUCAUAAAGAUUUAACUACAUCGACAUAUAUAAAAGUUCAUGGGAAAAUGAUCCAAAUCAAAGGUCAAAGGCCACCUAUUAAAACCAUUCUUGAUUCUCUCGAAAAUAUUAAAUUAGAAAAUAUAUAUAACGAAAUUAAUGACAAUCAAGAUAUUCAAUUAGAAGCUCAUAUUGAUAAUUCUUCAACAAACGUAUACAGUAAAGACUCCGUAUCUAUUCCUUCUUCAUUUACUACAUCAAAUUCAGACCCAAACCAACGUCCAAAUAUCGGGAAAGUUGUACAGAUCUCGGAUUAA
This is a messenger RNA of Diversispora eburnea, 747 nucleotides long. Lineage: Eukaryota; Fungi; Glomeromycota; Glomeromycetes; Diversisporales; Diversisporaceae. The record is from the annotation of a GenBank genome assembly.